AUUACGUCUACUUUGAAAAUUCUUCAAGUAACCCGUAUUUGAUACGAAGAAUAGAAGAGCUCAAUAAGACUGCCAAUGGGAAUGUGGAAGCAAAGGUGGUAUGUUUCUACAGAAGAAGAGACAUAUCAAGUACACUUAUUGUAUUGGCAGACAAACAUGCAAGAGAAAUGGAAGAAGAGAUGGAAAACCCAGAAAUGGUUGAUUUACCAGAGAAACAGAAGCAUCAGCUACGACACCGUGAGCUAUUUCUCUCACGACAGCUGGAAUCUCUGCCAGCCACACACAUUAGAGGCAAAUGCAGUGUCACUCUUUUAAAUGAGACGGAAUCCCUUAAGUCGUAUCUGGAACGGGAGGAUUUCUUCUUUUAUUCACUAGUAUAUGAUCCUCAACAAAAGACCCUACUCGCUGAUAAAGGAGAGAUUCGAGUUGGAAACAGAUACCAGGCAGAUAUAACAGACUUACUAAAAGAGGGUGAGGACGAUGGAAGAGAUCAGUCAAAACUUGAAACAAAAGUUUGGGAAGCCUUUAACCCACUAGUAGACAAGCAGAUAGACCAGUUCCUGGUGGUAGCACGGUCUGUUGGUACAUUUGCCCGAGCACUGGAUUGCAGUAGUUCUGUCAGACAGCCAAGUUUGCACAUGAGUGCUGCAGCAGCCUCUAGGGACAUCACUCUGUUCCAUGCCAUGGACACUUUGCACAAAAAUGUCUAUGACAUUUCCAAGGCAAUCUCUGCGCUUGUGCCACAAGGUGGGCCAGUCCUGUGCAGAGAUGAGAUGGAGGAGUGGUCUGCUUCAGAGGCAAACCUGUUUGAGGAAGCACUAGAAAAAUACGGAAAAGAUUUCACUGAUAUUCAGCAAGAUUUUCUCCCAUGGAAGUCCUUAACAAGCAUAAUAGAAUAUUACUAUAUGUGGAAAACUACAGACAGAUACGUUCAGAAGAGAAAACGAUUGAAAGCAGCAGAAGCAGAAAGCAAGCUAAAGCAAGUGUAUAUACCCAACUAUAACAAGCCAAACCCCAACCAGAUCAAUGUAAAUAAUGUCAAACCAGGAGUGGUAAAUGGUACUGGAGUACAGGCACAGAACACAGGAGCAGGACGGGCCUGUGAAAGCUGUUAUACCACACAGUCUUACCAGUGGUAUUCUUGGGGUCCCCCUAACAUGCAGUGUCGCCUCUGUGCAUCCUGUUGGACAUACUGGAAGAAAUACGGUGGCUUGAAAAUGCCAACACGGUUAGAUGGGGAGAGACCAGGACCAAACCGCAAUAAUUUGAGUCCUCAUGGUGUGCCAGUACGAAACAGUGGUAGUCCCAAGUUUGCUAUGAAGACUCGACAAGCUUUCUAUCUCCACACAACAAAACUGACAAGAAUUGCCAGACGUUUGUGUCGAGAUAUCCUGCGCCCCUGGCACGCUGCGAGACACCCCUACCUGCCCAUCAACAGCGCGGCCAUCAAAGCAGAGUGCACAGCACGUUUACCUGAGGCAUCAGAAAACCCAUUGCUAUUAAAGCAAGUGGUUCGAAAGCCUUUAGAAGCAGUACUCCGGUAUUUAGAGUCUCAUCCAUGUCCUCCGAAACCAGAUCCUGCAAAGAGCUUGUCCAGUUCUAUCAACAAUCUGACUCCUGCUAAGUUCACGCCUGUCAUUAAUAAUGGGUCUCCAACUAUCCUGGGAAAAAGAAGUUAUGAACAACACAACGGAAUGGAUGGCAACAUGAAGAAGCGCCUGUUGAUGCCUAGCAGGGGAACUUACCUAGGUCUGCCUAACCACGGACAAACCAGACAAAUGGGACCAAGCCGAAACUUGCUGCUCAAUGGGAAAUCAUACCCAACAAAAGUCCGAUUAAUUCGUGGUGGAUCCAUGCCUCCAGUGAAAAGGAGGAGGAUGAACUGGAUUGAUGCACCAGAUGAUGUUUUUUACAUGGCCACUGAAGAAACCAGGAAAAUCCGCAAGCUGCUUUCCUCCUCUGAAGCCAAGCGAGCCGCCAGGCGCCCGUACAAGCCUAUUAUCCUCCGGCCCAUCCAGGCAGUGCAGCUACGCCAGCCCAUGAAUGAUGAACCCAUAAUCAUUGAGGAUUAA
Molecule: messenger RNA, 2072 nt
Organism: Merops nubicus (carmine bee-eater)
Lineage: Eukaryota; Metazoa; Chordata; Aves; Coraciiformes; Meropidae
Gene: MTA1
Product: metastasis associated 1
Exons: 20
Biological process (GO): negative regulation of transcription by RNA polymerase II; double-strand break repair; response to ionizing radiation
Cellular component (GO): nucleoplasm; NuRD complex
Molecular function (GO): transcription corepressor activity; transcription coactivator activity; histone deacetylase binding
Source: RefSeq, a predicted model, not a curated record